This is a messenger RNA of Funneliformis mosseae, 189 nucleotides long. NCBI's taxonomy places the organism in Eukaryota, Fungi, Glomeromycota, Glomeromycetes, Glomerales, Glomeraceae. The record is from the annotation of a GenBank genome assembly.
AUGGAAUAUAUUUCUAUUACAGGAGUUCAAAUAUUAUUCAUAUGUGAUUCUGAAUUUACUUACAUGGAUUUUGAGAAAUGUAGCACUAAUGCUUUUAAAGAAAAUAAUAAAGAGAAUAUUGAUCAAAUUGCCCUUGUAAGUGCUCAAGCCUUAUUAAAUGAUGAUGAUGAAAAUGUUGGCAUAGAUUGA